AUGGCGGGGGCUGGCGGCGGCGAGGAGCAGGACCUUGGGAGGCGCCAUGGCGAGCAGGCAAGUGCUAGCAGCACCACAGUCGAGGUCAAAGAUUCCCCGUGCACCGGCGAGACGGGCGCGAGCUCUGGCGCCGGCCACAGCGCGGCGCAGCUUAUCGGGGCGCUAAGGAGGAGCCAGGAGGAGCUCGCGACGAUGGGCAAGGCCGACGUGCUUGCGUACGAGGAUCGUCUGCGGGCUCUCAGGCUUCGCGUGCUCCAGAAGAUCCAGGAGGAGGAGGCGAAGACUGUAGUUUGUUUUCUAAAACAUGGUUUCUCCGCGACCGCUGAUUGCGCGCCGCCUCCCGAGGCCAUGCAGCCCAUGCAGGCCCCCACGCAGCUCCCAGCCUGCGUUUCCAAUGGCGUUGCUUCCUGCCCCGUCCCUGAUCACGUUCUGGACUAUAUCAACUCCAUCAAAACCCGCCCUGCCCCGGUGCUCGAUACUCCCUCGGUGCGGCGCAAACGUGGCGAACUGCCGCCCAAUUUCACACCGCGUCGUAGCGGCCGGCUCGCCAAGGUGGACCGCGGCCUGGACUCGGAGACAAAGGCCAAGCGGGUGCUUCUCCGCCGCCUUGGUCUACUUGGGGAGGACGAGCCAAUUUCCUGCGUGGCACUGGAGCGCUACAGCAGGCUCUUCGCCAAACCCCUGGCCAGUGACAUCGUCCACGCCUUUGCGGAUUUGUUCGGCUGGACCGUCCCCUCCGGCCUCCUCGACGGGCUACGCACGGCCGUGCGCUCCGUUGUCUCCUCGGCCGACCCUUGUAUUGUGUGUUUGUCAGAAACUAAGCUGAAUUCCGUCUCGUCGUUGCUUGUCUUGGAGACGCUGGGCACCCCCUUUGCCGACUUUUUCUUUCUUCCGGCCGCGGGCACUCGUGGUGGCAUCAUUCUGGCAUGGCGCAGCGAUCGCAUCUCCCUCGCCAACCCCAUCCUUGGGGCCUUCCAUGUAUCUGCCACCGUCUCCACUGCCAUCGACGCAACCCCGUGGUGGAUCACCGGGGUUUAUGGGCCCCAAGGCACCGCCGAGAAACUGGCCUUCAUGACCGAGCUCCACGAUCUGCGCGACAUGAUUGCCGGCCCAUGGCUCCUGGGCGGCGACUUCGAUAUGAUAACAUCUUGCGCGGACAAGAACAAUGGCAACCUCAACCCGAGAUACACGUGGUCCAAUGAGCAAAGCAACCCCACGCUUGUCAGGAACGAUCGCGUGCUUUGCACCCCAUCCUGGGCGACCAUCAACCCUCACCACAUGCUGCGAUGCCUGGCCACGGCCGUGUCCGACCACUGCCCCCUCGUUGUGGACUGCGCCCCGCGUAGCCUCGGCAAACGAAGAUUCCACUUCGAGAGCUUCUGGCCAAAGCUUGAUGGAUUCCUCGCCACUGUGGAUGCUGCAUGGAACUCCUUACCGCCGGAUCCCGACCCAUUCAGAUGCAUCUAUGGCAGGAUGAAGAUCACGGCCCGCCGCCUCCAGAGCUGGGGGGCGCACACCACGGGCAACAUCUCCCUGCAGCUUCAGAUCGCGCGCGAGAUCAUCUACUGCCUUGACAUGGCGCAAGACCGACCUCUGUCCUCAGCUGAAACCUGGCUUCGCCGAGAGCUCAAGCGCGCCUAUCUCGGACUGGCCUCCCUCGAGCGUUCCAUCCUCCGCCAACGCGUGCGCCUUGGCUGGUUCUACGAAGGCGACACCAACGUGGCCAUCUUCAAAAUCCACGCCGCUCACCGUGCGCAGAAAAACCACGUGGCCUCAUUCCGUGUGGGCUCACAGACCGUGUCCGACGAGGGGGCGAUGGCCCAGGCGGCCUACGACCACUUCUGCUCCAUCCUAGGUACUUUAACUGCCAGGGAUCACUCCAUUGAUCUUGCGAGCAUCGACCUUCGCCGCUUCGACCUCGACGACCUGGAGCAACCCUUCACCGAGGAGGAAAUCUGGGCCCCCGUCAAGCUUCUCCCCACCGGCAAGGCACCCAGACCUGAUGGGUUCACGGCCGAGUUCCUGCGCGCAUGCUGGCCGAUCAUCAAGGCUGACAUCUGCGCUGCGUUCGACAAACUCUAUGCCCUGAACGGUCGUGGCUUCCACAAGCUCAACGAGGCCCUUCUCAUUCUCCUCCCCAAGAAGCCCGACGCGUGCACGCUCGCCGACUACAGGCCGAUCAGCUUGAUUCACCUGCUGGCCAAGCUUUUUGCCAAAGUCCUCUCCCUGAGGCUCGCUCCGAAGAUGGGGAGGCUCAUCUCUGUCAACCAGAGCGCCUUCAUCGCUGGCCGUACUGUGCACGACAACUUCCUACUGGUCCAGCAAACUGCUCGCCUACUUCACAACUUGAAGGCCCCGAGAAUUCUUCUCAAGCUCGACAUAGCGAAGGCAUUUGAUACCGUGUCCUGGCCCUUCCUCCUUCAAACUAUGCGCCACCUCGGUUUCGGGCGCCGCUGGUGCGAGUGGGUUUGCAUCCUCCUCUCCACGGCAUCCACGCGAGUCCUCGUCAACGGCAACCCCGGGCCACCCAUCGAUCAUGCAUGCGGGCUACGCCAGGGCGACCACGUCUCGCCGCUGCUCUUCGCCAUUGCGAUUGACACGCUGAACUCCCUGCUUCAGCACACGUCGCGCGCCGGCAUGCUCCAACGACUCACCAACCGGCACGCCGCGUCAAGCAUAUCUCUGUUCGCCGACGUCGUGGUGAUCUUCUGCCACCCAACCAGCUCGGAGCUGGCCACGAUCCGUGAGCUGCUGCAGAUGUUCGGCGACGCCUCCGGUCUGCGCACCAACUUCCUCAAAUGCUCGGCCACCCCCAUUCGCUGCGACCAAGAGGUGAUCACCACCAUUGACUCCACGAUUGGUUGUGUUGUCUCUGAUUUCCCCAUCGUCUACCUGGGCCUCCCCCUGUCCAUUCGCAAGACUCCCUCCUCGGCAUUGCUCCCCCUGGUGGACAAGCUUGCAAGAAAGCUCGCGACCUGGAAGGCCGCGCUUCUAACUCACGGUGAGCGGCUUGCCCUUGUGUGCCACGUGCUCACCGCCAUGCCCAUUCACAUCCUCAUGGCGAUAGCCAUCUGCUCAGCGAUCCUCAAGAAAAUUACACGCAUUAUCCGAGACUUCUUCUGGCAUGGGCGUCGGGACGCCUACUCAGGAUGCUGCCUGGUUGCCUCGCAGCGCGUGUACCACCCGGUGGAGUUCGGCGGCCUUGGCGUGAGGGACCUCCGCCUCACCGGCAUUUCGUUGAGGUGUCGCUGGCUCUGGCUCAAGGCCACUGACCCUUCACGCCCAUGGCACCACCUCCAGCUCCCCCGCGAUGACGAGGCUGCCCGUUUCUUCCGCGCUUCCACCUCCUGGCAACUUGGCGAUGGCAAGACAUGA
Aegilops tauschii subsp. strangulata is the source of this 3375-nucleotide messenger RNA. The record is from RefSeq and is a predicted model, not a curated record. Lineage: Eukaryota; Viridiplantae; Streptophyta; Magnoliopsida; Poales; Poaceae.